Rhodamnia argentea is the source of this 1767-nucleotide messenger RNA. RefSeq lists its product as uncharacterized. Lineage: Eukaryota; Viridiplantae; Streptophyta; Magnoliopsida; Myrtales; Myrtaceae. The transcript is spliced from 2 exons. The record is from RefSeq and is a predicted model, not a curated record. Bases 47 to 1390 code for a protein of 447 amino acids.
AACCGACGAUCUGUAGAGGGAAGAGCCAAAAAGAGUCUUCGCAGAAAUGGCGGCGGACGCCUCCAUCCCCUUCUCCCACCACCUCCUCCAACCCCGCCGACGGCGGAGCGCCCAUCCCUCCCCAACCCUAGAUUACGACGAUGAUUUCCCCUUCUGGUCCUCCCACCACCACCGCCAAUAUCACGACGCUCCGUUUGAUGUCUACUCUUCCGAUCCCUUCCCUCUCCACCCCCACGGUCCGAUCGCCGCCGUCCGAUCCCAUUCCUCCGUCGACGGCGUUCUGUACGAUGCCGAUUCCCCGGAUCUCUUCCACGGCCCCGAGAACCAGGCCAAUUUCGUCAUGGACCUGUUUCACCAGCGCGUGGAGCAGUCCCAGAUAGUGGACGGCGACGGCUCCGAUUUAGUCUCAGGUUCGUUGAAUGGGUCCAAUUUUGCGGUUAUUGAGGGAGAUGGCGAUUUGAGCGUCGAUAAUUCGGAGGUAGGUUUAGGUUUAGGAUUCGGGUUUGAAUUGGAGAGGAACGGAAACGGGUCUUUCGUUGUCGAGCAUUGUUACGGGGAGCAUGAUGAUGGCGAUGACGUCUUCUUUGUGGAGAGGCGGUUUUCUGGCGGAGCUCAGUCCACUGGUGGUGUGGCGGAGCCCUAUGGUGAUGGGAGAUCUGAGUCCGAUUCAGAAUCGGGGAACGAUGGAAGGGCCCGUUUGUGUUUUGACGAUGAGUUUGGGUUUGAUUGCGACAAUAAUGAGAAUGAUGAUCUUGGGAGCAACCUUCUUAUUUGGGAUUCUCUAAACCUGGAGGACAAUGAGGAGGUUCAUGAUCAUUUCGACUGGGAGGAAGUGGAUGGUCGCACCAACGAGAGAGAGACUUCGAGCUUGUUUGUUCACGCUGAUGGCAGUGUUAGGUCCAAUUCAACCUCGACGCCCAUAGUUGCUGCUGAGGAUGGUGAUGGAGUGAGGGUGGAAAGAGUUGGAGGUCUGGGGAACGUGGAGUGGGAGGUUCUGUUGAAUGCUAAUAACUUGCUUUUGGAUCCAGAUUUGGAAAAUGAGGAACCUUUAUUCACCGAUGGGGCAGACGGUGAGAUUUUGGUUGGGCAAGUUAUGGAGAGUGAGAGUUCUUCUGGGGGUAGGCCUCCAGCUUCUGCAUCAGUAAUUGAGAAUCUUCCUACUGUAGUUUUAGGUCGAGGGGAUGUGGAGAAAAAUAAGGGGCCUUGUCCUGUAUGCAAAGAUGAGUUUGAUGUGGGGGAAAAGGUGAUUGAUCUGCCUUGCAGUCAUAGAUACCACUCAGACUGCAUCCUACCCUGGCUGCGCGUGAGAAAUACUUGCCCUGUUUGUCGUUUUGAAUUACCCACUAACGAAUCUGAUUAUGAGGGUAGAAGGUUCUUGCAGAGACUAUGACUAUCUUUGGUCAUGGACUGAGGUCAGAUUCCAGCCCGUUGCGUGCAAGUUUGCAUCACCGACCAUCCAUGUUUCAAGAACUGGGCUUGGAGUGGUUGAGAGUAUUGUCAGCCACGAGAGAGAGGGAAGCAAUUACUGAGGCAGAUAUGAUAUACUUUUGGUCAAAGAUUUUGAGAAGUACUCCUCGUCAUUAUGACGACCAUCCCGAUUUAGACUAUGCAAGGAGGAAGUCGUAGGUUCAAGAUUUCGAUUUAAUCAAGUUUUUAGUAGUUGCUUGGCUUUUCGACAUCAAGAAAAGGUGUCCUUUCAAUCGACGAAACAACGUACUUUUUGCCUGUGUUUAUGGUAUAUGCAUCUUUUUGACAAAGGCUUUUUUC